Messenger RNA from Hevea brasiliensis (rubber tree), 2391 nucleotides. RefSeq names its product calcium-dependent mitochondrial ATP-magnesium/phosphate carrier protein 2. Gene Ontology annotation, biological process: transmembrane transport. NCBI's taxonomy places the organism in Eukaryota, Viridiplantae, Streptophyta, Magnoliopsida, Malpighiales, Euphorbiaceae. The coding region runs from base 585 to 2072 and encodes 495 amino acids. The record is from RefSeq and is a predicted model, not a curated record. Gene Ontology annotation, molecular function: calcium ion binding; ATP transmembrane transporter activity. The transcript has 4 exons.
CUUGUACCUCAAAAUGUCCGUGCGAUCAGCAUCACAUUUUUCUUAAAUUUUGCCCAUGAAAUUACUAUUAUUAUUGUUAUUAUUAUUUAAUGUCGCUUUUCUUCUUUUUGCGUGAUGGGCACCAUCUCCAAGUCCGAUGUGACUGGCGAUACUUCUGCUCUCCUCCGUCCAAAUUCUCCCCGGCGAUGAUUUUGCUUUUUUUCAACACCGCGCACGGUUGGGGGGAUUGAACUGUCCUUUUUAUUCGUUUCCUUUUCGAAUUUUUCUUCACGGUAAAUCUUUUUUUGAUGCCUUAUUCUUCUUCUUUCGUCUUUCCUGGCGUUUUCUGUUCUUUAUCCCUGUUGAAUUUGGAAUUCCCUUCUCUUUCACCUCUACCUGUUUGGAUUCUUUCAACAUUCAUGACAAGGAUUGAAUCUUCCUGCAACUCUCAAAGUGAAGAUUUUUGGUGGGGAAACAAGUUUCUUGUAUUUUUUUUUCUCCCCAUUUUAUUGUUGAAGCUUGGCGACAUUCACUUCUCCGUAGGAAAUUUCAUAUAGAUUUGAAGGUAAUUGUUAAGUUUAGAGGUUUGCUUAGUUUUUGAUAAAAUGGAGGCAAAAUCCAAAAAUGACGAGGAACAAAGAUCGAAUUGUUGUAACCCAGUUAAGAAACAAGAGCUAGUAACCAUGGACCAUGUUCUAUUGGCGUUGGGAGAGACCAAGGAGGAGAGAGAACAGAGGAUUCGAACUCUUUUUAAUUUCUUUGAUUUUUUGAAUUCUGGAUAUUUAGACUAUACCCAGAUUGAGAAGGGCCUUUCUGCGCUCCAAAUACCUGCAGAUUACAAGUAUGCUAAGGAUUUGUUGAAUGUGUGUGAUGCCAAUAAAGAUGGGCGUGUCGAUUACCAGGAGUUCAAGCGAUAUAUGGAUGAUAAGGAGCUUGAUCUGUACCGUAUUUUUCAAGCCAUUGAUAUUGAACACAAUGGUUGCAUUUUGCCAGAAGAGCUUUAUGAUGCACUUCUUAGGGCAGGGAUUGAAAUUGAUGAUGAGGAGCUUGCACGUUUUGUUGAGCGAGUGGAUAAGGAUAACAACGGUGUUAUAACAUUUGAAGAAUGGAGAGACUUUCUUCUGCUAUACCCUCAUGAGGCUACUAUAGAGAACAUUUAUCAUUACUUGGAAAGGGUAUGCCUGGUUGACAUUGGGGAACAGGCUGUUGUCCCAGAGGGCAUCAGUAAGCACAUUCAUGCAUACAGAUAUCUGAUUGCAGGAGGAGUAGCAGGAGCAACAUCUCGCACUGCAACUGCACCUCUUGAUCGUCUAAAGGUUGUUUUGCAGGUACAAACAACACAUGCUCGUCUAAUGCCAGCGGUAAGGAAUAUAUGGAGGGAAGGAGGUGUAUUGGGAUUUUUCCGAGGCAAUGGGUUAAAUGUUUUGAAAGUGGCACCAGAAAGUGCUAUCAGAUUCUACACUUAUGAAAUGCUUAAAGAUUUCAUUGUGCAUGCUAAAGGAGGAGAUAAGGCUAAUAUUGGUACAACUGGGCGACUUUUUGCUGGUGGUGUUGCUGGUGCUGUGGCACAAACUGCCAUUUAUCCAAUGGAUCUUGUAAAAACUCGAUUACAGACUUUUGCUUGCGAAAAUGGAAAAAUUCCUAAUCUUGGGGCAAUGACAAGGGAUAUAUGGGUUCAGGAAGGACCCCGGGCAUUCUACAGGGGCCUUAUUCCAUCACUUCUUGGAAUCAUCCCUUAUGCAGGUAUCGAUCUUGCUACUUAUGAGACCUUAAAAGAAAUGUCCAAGAAGUACAUGCUUCAUGACAGUGAACCUGGUCCUCUUGUGCAAUUGGGAUGUGGGACUUUGUCUGGGGCUCUUGGAGCAACUUGUGUUUACCCAUUGCAGGUUGUGAGAACAAGAAUGCAAGCUCAGCGCUCUAACAUGGGUGCUGCUUACAAGGGAAUGUCAGAUGUAUUCAGGAGAACCUUUCAACAUGAAGGGAUUAGGGGAUUCUACAAAGGGAUAUUUCCUAACAUGCUUAAAGUUGUUCCAUCUGCUAGCAUUACUUAUAUGGUUUAUGAGGCCAUGAAAAAGAGUCUGGAUUUGGAAUGAUAUGUUAUUAUGCUGCUGUAUAAGAUUGCAACUACAAUUGACAUAGCUAACUGUCUGCAUGAUAAAUUGUGGGGAUGGUCUGAUGAUCAAGAUUUAAAUGACAGGAAUAAGUUUACUAAUUGAGUAGAUUAGGAUUGUUUUGAUUAUAUAACAGAAAAUCUGGCUUCAAAUACAUUGAAGGACAAAAUUGGGUUGUCCAUUGUUGGUGUGUUGAAGCUUCUUUCAAGUCCAUAUGUAUUCACACGUUUGUUGUAUGAUAUAGGAUAAAUGCACUCAAAAACCGAUUUUGUAAUUCCUUUAAUGCCAAAUUUUGUCAGAA